AUGCUUGCCGCUGCAUUCUUUAGCUUCAUUGUUGCGAAAUCGGCGAUGAAUCAACCUCCGAGGGGCAGUUAUUUCACGAUCCAUUGCUGGACUCUGCAAGUCACUCGGUGGAUUAAGUAGCUGAUUGCAGGAAUUGCGACUCCUAGAUUUGUUCCGGAAGGAGAAUUAAGCAAAAAUGGGAAUGCCAGGAAGUCUUGGUAAAUGCAAAUUGAGUACCAGCAUUCAAGCCAGCUUUGGUGUUCCGGACGAUCCUGACUAUGUUUUCGACAUUUCAGCCAAUAUGGACAACUCCAUAAUGGCGGUAUCGCUUUCAACAAAUGCGAUCAAAUUGUAUGCGCCGGCCACGGGGCAAUAUCUGGGAGAUUGCCUUGGACACACCAAAACAAUUUCGGACAUUUCUUAUGUAGAUGCAGGUUCACCCCAUAUCUUAUGUUCGUCCUCAGCUGAUGGCACCGUGAGGGCAUGGGAUGUUCGAUUGAGGCAGGAGGUGGCAACUUUACGAACAGCGAAUCAGGAAUUCUGGAGUUUUGAUAUUGGAGGUUCUACUCAAAACCUGGUUGCUGCUGGUGCCAAUGCUGCGAUGAUAUGUUGGGACCGGAGGACAAAUCGUCAAGUAGCCAUGUUGAAUGAAUGCCAUACAGAGGCCGUUACGCAGGUUCGCUUCCAUCCUAAUAAGAAAGAAAAGCUGGUGUCCGCCUCAGUGGAUGGAUUGAUGUGCGUUUUCGAUACGAAAGGCGACAUCAAUGACGACGAAGGGAUGGAUUCCGUAAUGAGUGUCGGAACUUCUGUGGCAAAGAUAGGCUUCUAUGGAAAGAACUGCGAACGCUUAUGGUGCCAGACACAUAUCGAAACAUUGAGUUCUUGGAACUUGGAGGAGGCUAUUAUGGAAGCGGACUUCAGUGAAAUGCGAGCUCAUGCCUCAUGCAACUGGAGUUUCUCUCCUGUGGAGUAUUUGAUACGCUGUUGCUACGUAGCAGCUUUUGAUACAAUCUGGCUGUUAGCUGGAACUCAAGAAGGUACUAUAGGAUAUUUUCCUCUUCACAUUCCAACUCCGAAUACUGGCACAAGUGUGCCCGCGGUUGGGCCAGCCAGCGCCGUCUUGACAGGUGGUCAUAAUGGCGUGGUUCGAUCUGUGUGGUCUCCUCCCGAUAGUGCAAGAGAAUCUGGCGCCACUUUGGAAGGCCUGUUCUGCUGGACUGGUGGUGAGGAUGGUCGUUUAUGUAGCUGGACCGAAGAUAACUAUGCGCAUGAGAGGAGCACGGCUUGGGUAUCCAGUGGGUUGGUUGCGAAGAAGGCUGCUCGUCCGAAGCGAAGGCAUACUCCUUACUAAUAAAUUCUUGAUGUAACAUACCAUAUUAGGGUGGAUUUUGCUACCUACAAUUUCACUACAGUGAGAUUUUCACCGAAGCUAUUGUAGGAACGGGCCUUGGAAUGCAUACCGCAUCAACUUGAGCGUGCAAGAAAUUUGCCAUUGUUUGUCCUGUAUUCACGUAUGUAGUACAUGAGCCAGAGUGUGCUCACAAGACAAGCCAGCGAUGAUGAGAGUGAUGACACGAUUUAGGAUAGGUGAAGUUGGCGUUACACCGUUCGCUACACUGACCAGUUCACAGCAGUGUCUGAUCAAUAUUAUAUCAAAUCGGAACGAGUUCCCAGCAUGAUCUUCAUGCCACUAUCGCUA
Messenger RNA from Physcomitrium patens, 1678 nucleotides. Its product is annotated as WD repeat-containing protein GTS1. NCBI's taxonomy places the organism in Eukaryota, Viridiplantae, Streptophyta, Bryopsida, Funariales, Funariaceae. Gene Ontology annotation, molecular function: protein binding. The record is from RefSeq and is a predicted model, not a curated record.